Messenger RNA from Lutra lutra (Eurasian river otter), 3339 nucleotides. RefSeq names its product Friend virus susceptibility protein 1-like. Lineage: Eukaryota; Metazoa; Chordata; Mammalia; Carnivora; Mustelidae. The record is from RefSeq and is a predicted model, not a curated record. The transcript has 4 exons. The coding region runs from base 1659 to 2534 and encodes 291 amino acids.
UGUUCUUGCCCCUUUGGCUUCAUUCUGGUCGCGCGUCUGGGCUUUGGGAUCUGGGUCGCUCCUGUCGGGAGGUGCCCCAGGGCUGCGGCGAGGCGGCCAGGUCGUCGCGUGAAAGGGGUCUGGGCCCUUGUGAGACCCCAGUGCGCAUUCCGAGGCGAGCCUAGGGUUCUUUGUGGGGCGGGCACCCUUUGCAAAGGGCGCUCAGGGUGGGGAGGACUCCUGCCGCCAGAGCGAAUGAAGACUCCCAGAGCUAGCGUGCCUUUGUACCGCAGCUUGGCUGCGCCAUCUCUUUCCCACGUUGCAGGGCUCCGCCAUCUUGUCCAUUUAUCUUGGGGGGCUGGGAGGGCUGGGGAGCGCGUGUGACCCUGAGUUUUUCUUAGGUUUUCCACCCCUGUGUUAGCUGCAUUUGUUUUCCUUAGGCAGUCGCUGUUUUUUCGAUUGCACGUGGCUGGCAUUUUGUACAGCUUAGCACAAAGGUUAUGGGGGGGUGGGGAUUUCUAAGGAAUGAGGCGGAGCAGAGUCUCGAAAUGAAUUACUGGGUUGUUUCUGAGAACCAUGUAGGUGUGGUUUUAGGAGUAAGCAAGUGGGGCCUUUGUUUACCCUCACGAAUCAUUCUGACACGGUCCGUCCAGGUAUCAGGAGUUUGUGUUCUCUCGUGAAACGUGACUUCUGGGCUCAUUGGUCCUUGGGGUCUCGGACAUCCCUUGGUUUCCUGAUUCCGGAGAAGACCCAGCCCCGUGGCAGGUGGCUGAUCAUCUGUCUCCCCACCAGGACCCACCAAAAAUCCUCUCUGAGUUUCUCCUCCCUUUGGGCAACCAUCUGGAAAAUCAUUGACUUGAUCCUAACGGUGGCCGCGCCACAAGUAAAAGGAUUUUUCUCCUCCAUCCCUGGCGCGCCCUCUGUCGCUGUUGUCCGAUGUAUUUCUCUUUCACUUUUUAUCAUUAAAAUCCUCAGGCUGCUGGGAAUGCCACCAAAGUUAAAGUUGUAACGUUUUGCCAUGUUUGCUUUCCUUGUGUUUUGAAUUGUGUUUUGAUUUCAUCGAAAAUAGUUAACACUUUAUAUCGUAUUUGUGGUUUCAAAGUCGUCUCCAAAAUGUCUUCCUCAGCGGAUUUGUUCCAGAAUAGUUGCAGUAAAGGGUCUCCGGUCAUUGCAUAUGCUGCUUAUAUCUUAGGGUUGUUUUGUUUUGUUUUGUUUUUCCUAGAAUAGCUCCCUCCUUUUAUCUCCCAAUAGGUUCUUGCAAGGGAUGGAUGUGUACCCUAGCAGCUUUCAUUGCUUCCGGUACUAGCAAGUAGAGCCAAUGCUGAAAAUCUGUAAAAUGGGGCAAGGACUGAUAGACACUGGGGUUUCUCCAUGUAGUGGGUUUGAGGACAGUCCCCUGUGGACCUGUGACACUGGGGAAGUGGAGUAUGGUGUGUCUCCAUAGGGAGAGUUGAGGGCUUUCAUACCUUCCUGAUGGGUUUUGUGUUUCCCAGUCUCUUGACUGCAGUUAAUCUGGCCUCUGUUCCUGAAGGUGUAUCUUCAAGCUGAGGGACCACCCACUACGACCUCAUCUUGGUGGUUCCUCCAGGGAUCAAAGAGCCGCACCAUCCCUGUGCUUGGUCCUGCUGCGGCGCCCCCUCCGGGCUUCCUGCUGUUGCCUGCAGGGGACAGCCGUGACCAUGGCUGAGAGAGCACUGGCACUCACCCAGAUAAGGCGGGGGGACCGUUACUACACGUACACCGAGCUCCUGGCCAUCUCACGGCGCUUCAAGCAGAACCCCAAUGAGCUCAUGAUCACCUGGAUCCUGCGCGUGUAUGACCAGGGGGGCCCGGCCCUGUCCCUGAAUUCUGGAGAGCUGGCCCUGCUGGGCGACCUGACCAGCGAUGCCAUCUUCAACUACCGCUGUAAGACCCUGCGGGGCGGCUGCAAGUCACUGCUCACCUGGCUGCUGCUGGCCUGGCGCCAGCGCUGGGAAUCUUUCCUGCACUUCGAGGCUACCGAGCUGCCCUUCCGACCCUGGACCACCAUGGAGGAGGGCAUCCAGCUGGUACGUGAGCUGGGCAUGCUGGACUGGAUCUACCGCGAGCCGCCCUCACCUCCCGCAGGCGAGCAGGGGCUGAGGCCAGCGCCUGAGGACGUGCCCUUCACGCAGGGCCUCCAGCGGCGCCUGCUAACGGCCGCACCCUCGGAGCUGCGGCUCUCGCUGGUCAGUCUGCUGGUCAAGGGCAUGACAGUGCUGGAGGCGGUGAUGGAGAUCCAGACCAUCGCCGACGUGGGCCUGCUCUGGCGUCAGAGCCAGCCGGGCCGCGCCAAGCUCAUGUUGGGGCCCAACCCGACGCGCAAAGACCUCACGGGCUGGCUGCUGAGCCAUGGCGUGCCCAAGGAGACGGUGGACAAGCAGCCCACCAAGGUGCUCCUGGAGCUGUACAUCAAAGAGGCCAAGCGUAGCCGCAGCCACCCAGCCUACAUGCUGGGGGACGAGCAGCCCCCACCUCCACCCUACUCAGACCAGGCCUGUGGGGAGGAGCCGCCUGUGCCAGUGCACCAUGACUAGGCCUCCCGGCCAUGGUCUUCUCAAUGGGACUCCGUGGCCGAGGGAGGCUGGAUUCCAGGGGAAACACAAAAGUCAGAGCCAGUGCCUCUGGCUCCACCUACCCACUGCAACCCCCCGCAUCGUAGACCGAGGGAUGGCCCUUCUGCCUGGUCUCCGGCCUCCCCACGGCAGGCCUCACUGUUACUGUAUUUGAGGUUCCUAGAAGAGGGGACUGUCCUUGCCCCCAGCCACCCCACAGGUGUCACCAGCCAGAGCAGUGGAGGCAGGUGAGCCAGCCAGUGGCCCUAGGUGCCUCAUUACCCUGGGGCAUGACCUGUUCCUUUUUAGUCUGUUACAUUUCAGCCCGAUUGGCACAGUGGGUGGGCGGGCACCCACCCCUUGGCCCCACGGGCCCCCUAAGCACUACAGGCCAAGUGGGGAGACCCCACAGCCCAUUGACAUGAAAGCACCUUGAAGUUUGUACCUUUUUUAAGGUAUUUUUAAAUGCAGUGUUUUUACCUAAUGAUUUUAAGCAUGUGCAACAUUUUGAUUUUAGAGAUGCUCCUUUCUCUUGGAAUGUUUUUUUCCCCUUAAGACUUUUUUAUUACUGUUUUGCAAUUCCUUUCCCAUUUAAAGUGGACCUCCGCUCCUUGCUCACCUGGAGAAGCAGCAGCCAGUCCCAUUAGGCAGAUGUAUGACCUCUGGCCAGUGUCUGUCACAUCUGGAUUAAAGAUGUUGGGGCCAAGACUCACAGCUUUGUGAGGACAGCCAGCCACCCUGGCAGGCCACACUGGGCACAUGGGACUCAUUAAAUAGCGUGAGCAUU